AAGAAAUGCUAGAGUCAGUCAGUCCAGAGAAAAAGUGAGAGAGUGAGUAGGUAAUUGACUUGGGAUUGACUCCAAAUAGGAUAAUAGUGAUUCUUUGCAUUUUGGGCAUCUGGCGUUCUUAGUCGCUACUGGGUUUCGCUUCUCUUUCAGCCUAAGGAGAUUAUCCAAUUGAUUUACAUGGGUAAGAGUAAGACAAUACACUUGUCUGGAUUCCCUUCAUAUGUUUCUGCUGGGAGUGUUAAGGAAUUUCUGGAAGGACACACAGGAGAAGGAACUGUGUAUGCUAUUAAGCUUCGGCCGCCUAAGAAUGGGGGUUCAAGAUCCUAUGCAGUUGUGCAGUUUACCUCCAUGAGACAUGCUGAGCUCAUUGUCGCUAAGGCUAGUCAGCGACUAUGGUAUGGAAGUUCCUAUCUCAAGGCAUCGGAAAUGGACCGUGACACUGUACCGAAGCCAAGAACAUUCCUCCACAGCUUGAAAAAUAUAAAACUAUAUUUUGGCUGUCCAUUGUCAAAGGAAAAAUUUUCUUUUCUAUGGAAUGUGGCAAAUGUGUCUGUGGAUUUUGGGACUGGCCUCCGAAAAUUACAUUUUUAUUUAAGAAAUGGUCUAGUGGAAUAUAGGCUUCAGCUAUCCUAUGAGAACCUUUGGCAAAUUGAGCUGCAUCGUCCACGUGGUCAAACAGCCAAAUUCCUUUUAAUUCAGUUGCUUGGCGGCCUUCGGGUUUAUAAGAAAGACGUGCGCUCUUCAGGAAAUAUAUUUGAAGACCCUCUCUUUAACUAUUUCAUGGACACCCCUGAUGACCAAUGGGUUCGGGCUACUGAUUUUACUCAAUCAUUUUCUAUUGGCCAAUCUUCUGCACUGUGUUUGGAGCUGCCUAACGGGCUUGAUCUGCCAAAUUUUCGAGAAAACUUUGCGUACUAUAAAGAAAGUGAAGAGCAAUUUAUCUUGGAGCGUGGUUGCGCUUUUUCUUGCAACUUGGAUCUAGUCCCUAUUGUUGGUCCUCCUUCAGAUGUUCAUUUACCAUUUGAGAUUAUAUUCAAAGUAAAUCUACUGCUUCAGAAUGGAUGUCUUUCAGGACCUACACUCGAUGCUAGUUUUUAUCGGUUGGUUGAUCCAAGAAGAGUCGAUGCUGAGUGUAUAGAUUAUGCCCUUGAAAAACUAUAUGCUUUAAGAGAAUGCACCUUUCAACCUUCAUUGUGGCUUUCUGAGCAGUACAGGAAGUACCGUGCGUCAAGGAGGCAUCCUAAACCAUCAACAAUAGCCUUAGAUGCUGGGUUGGUGUAUGUAAGGAGGGUCCAAGUUACACCGACUAAAGUAUUUUUUUGUGGUCCAGAAGUUAAUGUCUCUAACCGCGUGUUACGCCAUUAUAGAGAUUAUAUUGACAAUUUUCUUCGUGUUUCAUUUGUCGAUGAGGAGUUGGAUAAAUUGUUUUCAACAGAUUUAUCUCCACGCACAUCCACUGGAAGUGAGGACAGAAAAACUGAAAUCUAUGACAGGAUUCUCUCUGUUCUUAAAAAUGGAAUUAAGAUUGGUGAUAAGAAGUUUGAAUUCCUGGCUUUCUCUUCGAGUCAAUUACGUGAAAAUUCUCUGUGGAUGUUUGCUGCAGAAGAUAAUCUAGAUGCUGGUCAAAUAAGAGAGUGGAUGGGAGAGUUUUGCAGCAUAAGAAAUGUGGCAAAGUAUGCUGCCAGACUAGGUCAAUCUUUUGGAUCUUCUACGGAAACUCUUAAUGUUUAUGAUUAUGAGGUUGAAAAUAUUCCUGAUGUAGAAAAGAUUGCACUGGAUGGAGUCAAGUAUGUUUUCUCUGAUGGUAUUGGAAAAAUAUCUUCAGAAUUUGCUAAGAAAGUAGCCUUAAAAUGUGGCUUCAAAGACUUCACUCCAUCAGCUUUUCAGAUUCGAUAUGGUGGAUAUAAAGGCGUUGUGGCUGUUGAUCCAAGGUCACAACUUAAAUUAUCAUUGAGGAAAAGCAUGUGCAAGUUUGAUUGUGAGCAUACAAAGCUAGAUGUUUUAGCCUACAGCAAAUUUCAACCUUGUUUUCUGAACCGUCAGCUGAUAUCUCUAUUGUCUACCCUUGGUGUUGAGGAUCAGGCUUUUCUGAAAAAACAAAGGGAAGCUGUAGAACAGCUUGAUGCUAUGUUGACUAAUCCAUUGAAAGCACAAGAGGCUCUGGAGUUGAUGUCUUCAGGUGAGACUAUUAACAUCCUGAAGGAGUUGCUCCUGUGCAAUUAUAAGCCUGAUGCCGAGCCAUUCCUUUCAAUGAUGCUGCAAACAUUCCGAUCAUCGAAGUUGCUGGAAUUGCGGACUAAAUCAAGGAUCUUUAUUCCAAAUGGAAGAGCAAUGAUGGGAUGUCUUGAUGAAACUGCAACCUUGAAUUAUGGGCAGGUGUUUGUGCAAUUUUCUGGAACCAGGCAUAGGCGAUAUUUUGAAGAUAGAUUUAUGUUUGAUGGUGUUGAUUCAAACCAGAAUUUUAUUGUCAAGGGAGUGGUGGUUGUUGCCAAAAACCCUUGCUUGCACCCUGGCGACAUUCGUGUUUUAAGAGCUGUCGAUGUGCCAGCCUUGCACCAUAUGGUGGAUUGUGUUGUUUUUCCACAAAAAGGACCAAGACCUCACCCAAAUGAAUGUUCGGGAAGUGAUCUUGAUGGAGAUAUCUAUUAUGUUUGCUGGGAUCCUGAUUUAGUUCCUAAGAAGCAAAUUGAACCUAUGGAUUAUACACCAGCGCCAAGCAAGCUCUUAGAUCAUGAUGUCACUGUUGAGGAAAUCAUAGAAUAUUUCACAAACUAUAUAGUCAAUGACAGCCUGGGAAUAAUUGCCAAUGCUCACACUGCGUUUGCAGAUAGGGAGCCUGGCAAAGCAAUGAGCCCGUCAUGCAUAGAGCUUGCAAAGCUAUUUUCAAUUGCUGUUGACUUUCCGAAAACUGGAGUACCAGCUGUAAUCCCAAGUCACUUGCAUGUCAAAGAAUAUCCAGAUUUCAUGGAGAAGCCUGACAAACCUACAUAUGAAUCUCAAAAUGUGAUUGGAAAGCUUUUCCGAAUGGUGAGGGACAUUGCGCCGCAUGAUAGCUCUAUGAAGUUCUUCACCAAAGAAGUCGCUAGGAGGUCUUAUGAUCCAGACCUGGAGUAUGAUGGAUUUGAGGAAUACAUUGAUGAUGCUUUCUUUUACAAAAGCAAUUAUGAUUACAAAUUGGGAAAUCUGCUGGACUAUUAUGGGAUCAGAACUGAGGCCGAAAUACUAAGUGGGAGCAUACUGAAAAUGUCCAAGUCUUUCACAAAGAGACGCGAUGCAGAAUCCAUUAAUAUGGCUGUAAGGUCUUUGAGAAAGGAAGCUAGGACCUGGUUCAAUGAAACUGGAAGUAGUCUAGAUUCUGAAGCUGAUGAGGUAUAUGCAAAAGCUUCAGCUUGGUACCAUGUCACAUAUCAUCCUGAUUAUUUUGGUUGUUAUAAUGAGGGUAUGAAUCGAGACCAUUAUCUUAGCUUCGCAUGGUGUGUUUAUGACAAGCUUGUGCAAAUCAAGAGGAAUAAUGCUAGCAUGAGAAAGUCUCUACAACUCUCUUCUCUGGAAAGGGAAUUCGGUCUUCGAUUGCAACUGGGAUGAGAAAUUUGGUCUUGUGUUAAUUCCUCUGAAGUGUGUAAAUAUCAGGGUAAACUUAAGUAAAACCUUUUAAUCAAUAAGUGGGUGUUUCUUCUAUCAUUUUAUGUAUACAUAUAUGGUACCGAUGAGUGAUAAUUAGAUCAUCAAGUCAAGUGUGUGUUGAUUGUCCAAUGUUGGCAAGUAUGUAUAUAUCAGAAUGCUACAAUUGCUUUCUUUAAAUGAUUUGUGUUUUUUGUCA
This is a messenger RNA of Humulus lupulus (European hop), 3820 nucleotides long. RefSeq names its product RNA-dependent RNA polymerase 1-like. The transcript is spliced from 5 exons. Lineage: Eukaryota; Viridiplantae; Streptophyta; Magnoliopsida; Rosales; Cannabaceae. Gene Ontology annotation, biological process: siRNA processing. Gene Ontology annotation, cellular component: nuclear RNA-directed RNA polymerase complex. Bases 178 to 3585 code for a protein of 1135 amino acids. Gene Ontology annotation, molecular function: RNA-directed RNA polymerase activity; nucleic acid binding. The record is from RefSeq and is a predicted model, not a curated record.